AUGCCACAUAUCCUUAUUCGCAACAUUCUCCCAUGCCAUCCGUCUCCUCCCCCUCCCUCCUCCCCGCACUUCCACCCUUAUCCCAGCCCGACGAUGUUUGUAUCACCAGCUUUGAAGUACCUGGCAUCAGUCGCAGCGCUCUUCCAGCGCGCGUCGUCGUUUCUAACGACCGAGUACAAGUACCUAGCGGUAUUCAUGGCGUUCUUCAGCGUGCUCGUCUUCCUCUUCCUCGGCUCCGUCAACUCCUUCAGCACGGCGUGGCAGCCCUGCAAGGACAACCCCUCGCAGCUCUGCGCGCCCUCGCUCGCCAACGCAUUCUUCACCACCGUCGCAUUCAUUCUCGGCGCGCUCACCUCGACGCUCUCCGGAUACCUGGGAAUGAAGAUCGCCACCUACGCCAAUGCGCGCACCACAGUGGAAGCGCGGCGCGGAAUCGGCCCAGCCUUUGUCGUAGCAUUCCGCUCAGGCGCAGUGAUGGGCUUCCUGCUGGCAGCCAACGGGCUCAUCGUGCUGUUCAUCACCAUCGUGCUCUUCCGUCUCUACUACGGCAACGACUGGGCGUCGCUCUUUGAGACCAUCACGGGGUACGGGCUCGGCGGCUCCAGCGUCGCGCUCUUCGGGCGCGUGGGCGGGGGGAUCUACACGAAAGCGGCGGACGUGGGCGCGGAUCUGGUGGGGAAGGUGGAGCGGAACAUCCCAGAAGACGACCCGAGGAACCCAGCGGUCAUCGCAGACAACGUGGGUGACAAUGUGGGGGACAUCGCCGGCAUGGGCUCAGACCUCUUUGGAUCCUUUGCCGAGUCCACGUGCGCGGCGCUCGUGAUCGCGUCCAUCUCCUCCCUGGGCCAGACGCACAACUUCACGGCCAUGUGCUUCCCUCUCCUCGUGUCCGCGCUGGGCAUCCUCGUGUGCCUCUUCACCACGCUCUUUGCCACCGACUGGUUCCAUGUCACUGAGGCCCGCCACGUGGAGCCGCAGCUCAAGGCGCAGCUGCUGAUCAGCACCGUGCUCAUGACGCCGCUCGUGCUGGGGCUGUGCUAUCUCGCGCUGCCGUCGUCGUUCACCAUUGUGGUGGCGGGGGAGGAGGCGGACAAGACGGCGCAGAACUGGCAGAUCUUCUUCUGUGUGGCCUCGGGCCUGUGGGGCGGGCUGCUCAUUGGAUAUGUCACCGAGUAUUUCACCAGCCACGCCUACUCCCCUGUAAGAGAUGUGGCAGACUCGUGCCGCACGGGAGCAGCAACCAACAUCAUCUUCGGGCUAGCCCUGGGCUACAAGUCCGUCAUCAUUCCCGUCUUCGCCAUCGCCGUCGCCAUCUACAUCAGCUACGCCAUCGCCGCCAUGUACGGGGUCGCGCUGGCCGCCCUUGGCAUGCUCUCCACGCUCGCUACUGGGCUCGCUAUCGACGCGUAUGGGCCGAUCUCGGACAACGCCGGGGGGAUUGCGGAGAUGGCGGGGCUGGGGGCGGACGUGAGGGAGCGGACAGAUGCACUGGACUCUGCUGGGAACACCACUGCUGCUAUCGGCAAGGGCUUUGCCAUUGGGUCAGCAGCGCUGGUGUCACUGGCUCUGUUUGGAGCGUAUGUGAGCCGCGCACAGGUCACCAACAUCCUCAUCACCAACCCGCAGACAUUUGUUGGCCUGCUAGUGGGUGCCAUGCUGCCAUACUGGUUCAGUGCCAUGACCAUGAAGAGCGUGGGCAAGGCAGCGCUAGCGAUGGUGGACGAGGUGCGGCGGCAGUUUGACACCAUCCCGGGCCUCAUGGAGGGCACCGCCCGCCCCGACUACCACAAGUGCGUGCAGAUCUCCACCAAGGCCUCGCUCAAUGAGAUGCUGCCACCUGGCGCGCUCGUGCUCCUCGCGCCGAUCAUCACAGGGGUUCUCUUCGGGACGGCAACCCUAGCAGGGCUCCUGGCAGGGGCCCUGGUGUCUGGGGUGCAGAUGGCGGUGUCGGCGAGCAACACGGGCGGCGCGUGGGACAACGCGAAGAAGUACAUCGAAGCGGGGAUGUCGGAGCACGCGCAGUCGCUGGGGCCCAAGGGGUCAGAGGCACACAAGGCAGCGGUGAUCGGGGAUACGGUGGGGGAUCCGCUCAAGGAUACAUCUGGGCCGUCGUUAAAUAUUCUUAUCAAGCUGAUGGCUGUGGAGUCGCUGGUGCUGGCGCCGUUCUUCGUGGCGCAUGGCGGGCUCAUCUGGGGCAAGGCUAAGUGA
Messenger RNA from Closterium sp. Naga37s-1, 2208 nucleotides. NCBI's taxonomy places the organism in Eukaryota, Viridiplantae, Streptophyta, Zygnematophyceae, Desmidiales, Closteriaceae. The record is from the annotation of a GenBank genome assembly.